AUGGAUGAAGUUGUCAAGUCUAACAAAACACAGGUAGUUGGCCAACGCACAGCAUUUGGUUGGAUACUAUCGGGUCCAAUCAACUGCACCGGUUGUUCUAAAUGGGUCUCCUUAUCAGCUGUAAUGGAAUCCACUAACGAACAACUACUAGAGCUUCUCCAGAAAUUUUGGGUCCAGGAAGAGCUGCCAAUUCACAAAGCAGAAGAUUCAGAGCUAUCACCAGAGGAAAUGGAGCUUCCUUUGAAGACAGCACCAGAGGCGCUCGGCGAGUCGAGAAACAAGGCCUCACGUCAACUACAGUCAGUCAUCAGCAGACUCAACAAGAAUGAGGCAUAUUCCCACUUGUACAAGGAGUUCAUCACCGAGUACGAGCACUUGGGACAUAUGCAGAAGGCGCCGGAUGCUCCAGAACCUAAUCCAGUCUACUAUCUUCCGCACCACGGGGUUCUGCGAGAGGAUGCGGUCACCACGAAGCUGAGAGUCGUCUUCAACGGCUCCAGUGCAACUUCCUCAGGUAUGUCACUAAACGAUAUAUUACAUUCUGGUGGAAAGUUGCAGGUUAACGCCAUGGACGUCCUGACCUGGAUGAGACGUCACAGACUCGUCUUUGGCACAGACAUCGUGAAGAUGUUCAGGCAGAUUCGAGUUCACCAGGACGAUUGGGACCUACAGAGAAUCCUGUGGGUUGAUGACAGUAACCAGCAGAUCUCCUAUCAACUCACCACAGUCACCUACGGUCUCAAUUGUUCACCAUGGCUAUCAUUGAGAGUCCUCCAACAACUAGCAGAGGAUGAAGGGCGCCGUUUUCCCGUUGAGACAAUCACCAGGGGUCGUUAUGUCGAUGACAUAUACGGCGGUGCUCAAUCACCAGAGGACCUAAAGGAGAUAGCAGUUCAACUACAGGGGCUAUGCCAAGCAGGGGGCUUCGCUCUCCAGAAGUGGAGCAGUAAUUGUCCAAAGGCGCUCCAAGAAUUAGGUCUAUCACCAGAAUCAGCAGUUAUCGAGUUUGAGGAAUCAGUCACCAAGGUCCUUGGAAUGUGUUGGCAUCAAUCAUCCGACACAUACAGGUAUAAAUCCAGAGACUUCAACUCGUCGACGAUCACCAAGAGAGUUGUCUCAUCAGAGAUAGCCCAAAUCUUGGACCCAUUGGGAUUCAUCGCUCCAAUCGUCAUCAGAGGGAAGAUUCUACUCCAAGAGCUGUGGAAGCUCAAAACGAAUUGGGAUGAUCAGCUUCCAGAUGAGUACAUCAACGGCUGGAAAUUAUUUAGAAACGAUGUCACCAGUCUAGACAGAGUAACUGUACCCAGAUGGCUAAGACUCUCAACAGAAACAGCAGAAAUUCAAAUUCAUGGAUUCGCUGAUGCCUCAACAGUCGCCAUGAGUACAGUAGUCUACCUUCGCACCAAGAACUUCAACAAUCAGACAUCAACAGUCCAGAUAUGUGCGAAAACCAAGGUAGCACCCAUCAAACAGAUCACGAUCCCACGUCUAGAGCUCACAGCAGCUCUUCUACUGACCCAGCUAGUGUCGUCAACGUGUCAGAUGCUUCAACUCGCCAAAGACCAGGUAGAAAUCCACCUCUGGUCAGAUUCCUCAGCCACACUAGCAUGGAUCCGAAGCCACCCAUCAAGAUGGAAGGAUUUUGUGCGCAAUAGGGUCGCAAAAAUCCAAGAAACUCUACCAACAGCCCACUGGAGACACAUCAGGGGCACACAAAAUCCAGCUGACUGCGCUUCCAGAGGAAUAUCACCGACAGAGUUAGCAGAUCAUCAACUGUGGUGGUCAGGGCUAGAAUGGCUUAAUAAGGAUCCAGAGGAUUGGCCACAAUCAACUAUAGACGCUCCAGUAAUGGACACUCCAGAGGUGGCCAAGGAGUCGAGACCAUCACCAACACACCCAGCUGUACCGAGAAUUAUCAAAAUAGCAGAGAUCCUCAACAGGUACAGCACGAUGGCCAAACUCCUAGCAGUAUCAGCGACAAUCAACAGAGCCAUCGACAGAUUCAGCAGGCAGCCAGUGCCCCCGGGACCUGUGCUGACAACAGCAGAGCUCAACGACGCAAGAUUAUUCUGGGUAAAGGUAACACAGUCACAGUACUUUUCACCAGCAGUUCGAUUGUUAGAGAGACCGUCAACUUCCAAGAAGUCACCCACUAGCCAGGCUGACUCCAACAUUAGACGAGCAGACCAUCAUGAGACUUGGAGGACGGCUCAAAAAUUCCUUGUUGAGCCCAGAUGA
This is a messenger RNA of Diachasma alloeum, 2238 nucleotides long. RefSeq lists its product as uncharacterized. The record is from RefSeq and is a predicted model, not a curated record. The coding region runs from base 1 to 2238 and encodes 745 amino acids. Lineage: Eukaryota; Metazoa; Arthropoda; Insecta; Hymenoptera; Braconidae. The transcript has 2 exons.